UAGCGACCUCUAGUGUCAAUCCUGUGGUGUCGCACCAACGUGUAAUGUUUACUUCCUGCUUGACUGUACUGCUUCCUGUGGACAGCUGGGAGCAGCAGCAGCAGCCCUUCUUCUAGUGCACUUUGCUCAUUUCCCCCAACUUCCCGCACGCGUUACGGUUUCAUGAACAGAGUCGUGUCUCACUGCGCUCACUGCCCACUCCCGUUCCAGUCGACGCUAGCCCCCCGAGCUAAGCUGACCGCUUACCUGCAGUAUCAUCAGCAGCAGCAGCAGCAGCAGCGGUCGUCAAGGCAACGAUGAACAUCCUCCCGAAGAAGAGCUGGCACGUCCGCAACAAAGACAACGUCGCGCGUGUGCGGAAGGACGAGGCCCAGGCAGCGGAGGAGGAGCGCGAGGCCAAGCGGCGCGUGGAGCGUGCCGAGCAGGAGGCUCGUACAGAUUAUCUAAGAGGCAAAUCCCGAGCCACUCUCCAGUCGGCAGGAGUGAGGACCGAGGAUGAUGAUGAGCGGAGUGGGGGAAGUGGCGUUCUGGAGCAUCUCAAUCUGUUUCCUCUGGAGGAGUCCUCGGAGAAGAAGGGGAACGAAGAGUAUCUCAAAGAGAAGAAAGAUGAACAGGAGAAGCAGGAGCGUGCCAUCGGCUUGCUGGUGUCUCUUGGGCCCCAGCCUGGUUCUGAGGUGACUCCGUGGUACCUGAAAACUGGGAACGAAAAAGAAGAGAGGAAAGAAAAAGAAGAAAGGAAAGAAAAGGGAAAGGGAAAGGGAAUAAGUGAGGAGGAGAGAGAGAAGAGGGAUCGUAGAUUAAAGGACAGUUUGGACCCGUUGAAAGACAUGAAGAAAGCUCUUGCUGUGAACGGCAGAAAAGAACACCGGAGCAAGAAAAAGGAAAGAAGAGACAGAGGGGAAAAGAGGAGCAGUGGGGAGAGCUCUAUAGAAAGGUUACGUGCUGAGCGUUUACAGAGGGAGGUUGAAGAAAGGAGGCGAGCCCAGGCCCUGCUCGACCAGAAGAGUGGCAAAGGAAAGGACAAGGAGCCUGGGAGGGAGCUGAACGACAGGGAAAGGCCAUACAACACCGCCUUCUUCCCAGAACUUGCCCGCAAGCGACAAAGGCGGGAUCGAGACAGCUGGAGAGAUGAAAUAUUAAAAUCUUGAACUGUGACCAGUUUGUUUCUAAGUGUAAAAGCCCAGAGGAAAGAAGGUAACGUGGUGAUCUGGUGAUGCUCCUGUCCAAAAGUUGAUGAUGAGGCAGCUUGUGGCCAUCAGAUCAUCCAUUUUUUAUUUAUUUUUUGUGCACUCACAGAAGGAAAGUCUUGCUGUGAAGUCAGGGGUGAGGUUCAGCUGCAGCUACCUCUGCGCCUGCAGUGUUUUGCUACGUCAGCAGGGCAGAUGGUUGCCAUCACAGGGGGCUUCAGCUCAGGCUGUCAUCAAAGAAAAUAUUCUCUUAGCAUGGUUGAUAUUACUUUUAUAUUAUUAUUAUUAUUAUUAUUAUUAAUUAUUUAAAGAUUGUAAGGUGAGCGAACACCUGCACACGCUGAGUGAACAGUCAAAUUGUAAUACUGGAAAGAGUCGGGCUGAAACAAUAAUUUGAUUCAUCAGUUGGUACAUUGACAGAAAAUGAAUCUGAUAAAAUCUCAUAAACAGUUCGUUGUGUAAGUCAUUCAACUUAAGUCUCUCAAAUUUGAGGAUUUAGAUCUGAAAAAGUGAACUAAAUCUUGUUGGGUUUUAGACAAUUGGUUGAAUAAAACAAUCUGAAAGCA
Scophthalmus maximus (turbot) is the source of this 1753-nucleotide messenger RNA. RefSeq names its product leukocyte receptor cluster (LRC) member 1 (gene leng1). Lineage: Eukaryota; Metazoa; Chordata; Actinopteri; Pleuronectiformes; Scophthalmidae. The record is from RefSeq and is a predicted model, not a curated record. Bases 297 to 1148 code for a protein of 283 amino acids. The transcript is spliced from 5 exons.